Cyprinus carpio (common carp) is the source of this 1279-nucleotide messenger RNA. RefSeq lists its product as uncharacterized. The record is from RefSeq and is a predicted model, not a curated record. Lineage: Eukaryota; Metazoa; Chordata; Actinopteri; Cypriniformes; Cyprinidae. Gene Ontology annotation, molecular function: NAD+ poly-ADP-ribosyltransferase activity. Bases 16 to 1158 code for a protein of 380 amino acids. The transcript has 4 exons. Gene Ontology annotation, cellular component: cytoplasm.
UUUGAUUAUGACGAAAUGGUAAAAACAUCUUGGACACACCCUGAAACAUGUGUUAUAUAUACUUGCUUUCAGCAGGAAGCAGUCAGCUUUAGAAGCAACAUCAGAGGUGCAAACAUGUGGGCUGAAGAUGACUUGGGUCCGGGUGCUCCACCAUGCCUUCAUAGUUACAUAGCACCAGUAGAGGGUAAUGUCUACAGAAUGUAUCAUGGCACAUCGAGGGAGAAUGUUGAAAAAAUCAAAGUCUCUGGCUUCAAGCAGUCUUCUGAUGGCAUGCUUGGACGUGGUGUCUACCUCAGCCGAGAUCUAGAGAAGGCUUCCAGAUACCCUCUGGAUCUACCUGAGAACAAGAGAGUGGUUCUGAGAGUGAAGGUAAAUGUUGGGAGAGUGAAGAAGAUUGACAAACAAGGUCAUCCACUGCAGAAAACCUGGCAUGAUCACGGGUACGACACUGCCUGGUGUCCUCCAAAAUGUGGCAUGGUGUCAAGUGGUCUUGAAGAAGACUGUGUCUGGGAUCCAAAUCGUAUCACAGUCAUUGGUGAAAUUUGCCCAAAAACACAAGGAGCUCAGGGUGCCUGUCACAACCAUUGUGAAAACAUGUGGGUUGAAGAUGACUUGGUUGGAGGUGCUCCACCACGCCUCCAGAGUGACAUAGAUCCAGCAGACUAUAAUUUCUAUACAAUGUAUCAUGGCACAUCCAAGGAGGCUGCUGAAAAAAUUAAACGUGAGGGUUUUCGUCCGUCUACUCAUGGCAUGCUUGGACAUGGUGUGUACCUCAGCCGAGAUCUACAAAAGGCCUCCAGAUACCCUUUACAAACCAGGAGGGAGGGAGGGGAAGGGGAGGCUCGAGCAGUCCCCUCCUGUACCAUUAUUUCCAACCCACUAUUUCUCCACUACCUAUCCCGUCAUGUGCCCAUGCCACUUCAUCCACCUGAGAACCAGCGAGUGGUUCUGAGAGUGAAGGUCAAUGUUGGGAAAGUCAUAAGGAUUGACCAUCAAGGUCAUCAACAUCAGAAAACCUGGCAUGAUAAUGGUUAUGAUACUGCCUGGUGCCCUCCAAACUGUGGCAUGGUGCCAAGUGGUCUUGAAGAAUUUUGUGUUUGGGAUCCAAAACGAAUCAGAGUUAUUGAUGAAAUUCCCCCAAUGCCAGUGCGUGAAUAACUGUUAAUGAAGUCUGAAAUGUAUAACUGCACAUAUGCUUUAAAAUGUUAAUCAUAUACUGUACUAUGCAUUUUGUCUCAGAAGCUGGGUAUGAAAAAAAUUAAACAUAUUCAUGCCAAUA